AUGCGGACCUCAUUAUCUGCUACUAUUUGUCUCAGCCUUCUCCUUCCUGCCGUCCCAACCAUCGGCAACCCUCUCAACGCGGAAAACUCGAACGGUGAAUCCAUCCGCCAUGAUUCCGUGCAACUCCAACCAUUCAAACCUAUCAACACUGCCCACCCUCUCGCCGUACGCUCCCCCGACGGCAUCGGGUGCUCCGAUGAUAACAAGCGAUGUGGCUUGAUGUGCAUUGAUAAGGAUGAAGAAUGCAAUAGCCAUAACAGUGGCUGGGACUGGUGGCGUCGGAGCCUUGAGGACAGUUCCGGUGCUCUUGCCGCUCGCUCGCCUGAUUGGGGUUGCGCCGAGGACAACAAGCGAUGCGGUCUGAUGUGUAUCCCCAAGAACGAGGACUGCAACCCCAAUUACGGGUGUUCCGCCGACAAUAAACGAUGCGGUUGGAUGUGUAUUGACAAGAAUGAAGAAUGCAACAGUGAAACUGGCGGCUGGGACUGGUGGCGGAGGAGUCUUGAGGAGCCUUCCCAUGCUCUUGCCGUGCGCUCGCCUGAUUGGGGAUGCGCCGAGGACAACAAGCGAUGCGGUCUGAUGUGUAUUCCCAAGAACGAGGACUGCAACCCCAAUUACGGGUGUUCCGCCGACAAUAAACGAUGCGGUUGGAUGUGUAUUGACAAGAAUGAAGAAUGCAACAGCGAAACCGGCGGCUGGGACUGGUGGCGGAGGAGUCUUGAGGAGCCUUCCCAGGCUCUUGCCGUGCGCUCGCCUGAUUGGGGAUGUGCGGACGAUAACAAACGAUGUGGAUUGAUGUGUAUUCCCAAGAACGAGGACUGCAACCCCAAUUACGGCUGUUCUAAUGACAACAAGCGAUGUGGCUUGAUGUGUAUCGACAAGGAUCAAGAGUGCAACAGCGAAACUGGUGGCUGGGACUGGUGGCGUAGGAGCCUUGAGAACCAUUCCCCCGCUAUCGCUGCACGAUCGCCUGAUGGGUUUGGAUGCGCCGAUGACAACAAGAGGUGCGGUUGGAUGUGCAUCCCUAAGGAUGAGCAAUGUUGUGGCAACCAAGGCAGCUGCAGUGCGAAUGAAGAGUGCCACAAAAACGAUAACGGAGACUAUGGCUGCUGCGCCAAGGGUGAGACUUGCACAAAUACCAAUGGUACAUGGCUUAAUGGAGUCAGGCAAGUUGGCAAUGAUAUCAAAGAUGGUGUGAAGAGUGUCGUGGAUGGUGGAGCUGCUGAUUUGAGGCCCGAGAUGGUUGCUGUCGGGACGUUGACUUCCCUGUUUGCUGUCGCCAUGAUGCUUUAG
Aspergillus caelatus is the source of this 1293-nucleotide messenger RNA. RefSeq lists its product as uncharacterized. The transcript has a single exon. The record is from RefSeq and is a predicted model, not a curated record. Bases 1 to 1293 code for a protein of 430 amino acids. Lineage: Eukaryota; Fungi; Ascomycota; Eurotiomycetes; Eurotiales; Aspergillaceae.